Messenger RNA from Cladocopium goreaui, 1338 nucleotides. Lineage: Eukaryota; Dinophyceae; Suessiales; Symbiodiniaceae. The record is from the annotation of a GenBank genome assembly.
AUGCCCGUAUGGCGCUAUGACUCAAAUGGCGAUCUGGAGAUUGACUCCGCAUCCGAGUGCUCAGCUGAAACAGAAAGGUGGUUUCUUCCAGGCGGUGUCUGUUUAACAGACCAUCAGAAGCGAAGCUUGGAGUUUGGGAGCCAGUUUGUGGAUGCCACAGGUCUGAAAGCCCAUCUGAAGCCUUUGGGCCGCAAGCUUCAUGUCUUGACUGACUGUUCUGGGGCCGAAGCUCCUAUCACUGCGUUGUACCUGAUGUUUGGGAAAGACUCAAUCAAGCAUUUGUCUGCAUGUGACAAAGCAAAAGGUCCGCAAGAGUACAUCAAAGCGAACUUUCCCGAUGCAGAGUUGUAUCAUGAUGUGCUUUCCUGGGAAGUUGAAAAAUUUGUGGACAAGGUGGAUAUCUAUGCAGCGGGCUUCCCCUGCAAGGCAUUCAGCCGCAUGAGGACUUUUUCAUUGUGGCUUCAAGACCCCGAAGCCCGGCCCUUCUAUGGUUGUGUUAGCAACAUCAAAUCCCUUCGGCCACGGGCAGCUGUUAUGGAAAACGUCAUGGGCAUCGCUUUGGUAAUGGUCGAAGUCAAAGACCACCUGGUCAAAGAGUUGCCGGAGUAUGAUAUUUACAUCAUCGUCUUGUCCCCGCAUCAAUUUGGAGUGAACCUGAACAGGGAGCGGUACUACUUCCUCCUGGUCCGGAAGGAGUAUGCGAUUGGGGACUUGGAAGCCAUUACUACUCAAACGUUGACCGAUUUGGAGAAGAAGUUCGAGCACUCUGAGCCAUGGCAAACUUUUUUGCUUCCGGACGACCACGAGCUGCUGACUGACAAAAAGGAGAGGCGACAUGCAGAGAAAAAAGACUACUCCAUUGUGGCAAAGCCGAAGCCAGAAGAACCAAAGUGGAGACACAUCCACUGGGAAGUCAUGCAGCGCAACAAGGUUGUCAAAAAGAACUUGAAGAAAGAUGUUGAUGCAUGGCAGAAGCGACUAAAGACGCCUAGAAGUUGCCAGGCCCUGGCAAUCCUUUCCUCAAUCAAGCCAACUUGGACGGCAUGUGACCUGUCCCAAAGCCUCCACCGCAUGCCGGUGAUUGGUGAUGGGGCACCUUUUAUGUGCAUCACGCCCAAUGGGAAGUACUGGAUCCGUGAGAAGCAAAGAUGUCUCCUAGGUUUGGAGAAACUCCUUCUCAUGGGGUUUCCCAUUCAUGUUCUAAACGUGACUUGCGUGAGUGACACGGUUCUCUCAUCGCUUGGUGGCAACGCCAUGCAUAUCCGGCCAGUCGCAGCAGCCUUGGCAUGCGUGUUGAAGUCGAUGGACAUCCAGAAGGUUGCCACUUUGAGGUUGUGA